Notechis scutatus (mainland tiger snake) is the source of this 6102-nucleotide messenger RNA. NCBI's taxonomy places the organism in Eukaryota, Metazoa, Chordata, Lepidosauria, Squamata, Elapidae. The record is from RefSeq and is a predicted model, not a curated record.
AUGGUGUCCCAGGCAGUGCAGCUGCUCCGGCAGGGAGUAUGGGCAGCGUUGACCGGAGGUUGGUACCACGAUCCAGAGCAAAGCAAAUUCACCAACAGCUGCCAUCUCUACCUCUGGCUGUUCUUGUUGCUGCUGCCCAUGGCGCUGCACUUGGCAUGUCCCCCCACUACCAUUACAGCUGUCAUCUACUGUGGUUCUGUGACCUUAUUUUUCAUGAUAAUAAAGAUGAUUUCUUACCGCCUGCACCUGAUGUUUGACAAAGGAGAGAUGAUUCAACAAAAGCUCCCUUGUAAGGAAGGGAAACAAAAUAAAAAAGAUAAAAGAGACAAUGCAAUUCAGCAUAAAAAUCUCAGCAAUAACAUAGGAGACAGUGGUGCAGUCGAAGAGACCAAGCAUAAUGGUUCAACACCCACCAUCCACAAUAGCAUCAAAGGGCAGGCUAUCCUCUCUCAUUACCCUUCGAACCUGCCAGCUCAAGAAACCAUUGAAGAUCUGAAAGGAGUACUGGUUUCAGAAGAACAACUUGUCCCGCCAGUAUUGUUGACCUCACCCUGUAUCAAAGCCAAUAUUUUGCCUGCUUCCGUGACAGGUGUGCCAAGUUCCACCACACCAGUAAUAGUGAACAAGCCGAAUGCUAUGGAGACUAUUAUCAAUGGUGGAACAAAAGAAAAAGAAGAGAAGGAACAACCUUCUAACUUUACAGAAGAAGAUGCUCCACCGGAUAAAGAUGUGGUUGUUACAAAAUUGCCGAAUCUUUCUUUGUCCCAGUGUGAUAUUUUAAAAACAGGCAUUUCUUUUGAGCCUUGGAGUAUGGACAGUCCUGUCCUCUUUUUAGAGGAUUUAAACGAUCCUACAUGUUUAAGGAAAGAGAAUUUAUUGGAUGGGUCGGCUCGAGACAGCACUAGAACUGGUUUUCCUCGGUGCAAUACUGUGGAGUCUGAGACAGUUGCAGAAAGCUCUUCCUAUAUGGAUGACCUGAAAACACAGUUUGAUGAAUCGGAAAGUGAGAUCGCUGUUGCAUUGGUGGACAGUUCUCAUUCUGGGGAUCCAUUUACACUACAUGAACCCAUUAAAAUAGUUAUCACCAUGAGUAGCACCCAUAACUCAGCUACUGAUUUAGAGGGCUUGCAGCUCAUGAAACAGUCAAGUCCUGAGAAAUCUGGUUCAGAUCCAGAAUCUGCUGUGGCUGCUACACUUCAAGACAGUAAACAAAGCAACAACCAAAUGAUAAUCCCGGUCAUUACUUUUGAUCUAUCUGAGGAGAAUGGAGGCCAUGCUUUUCAAGAAGUAAGUGAAAGUUUGAGAACCCCAGAGAAUUUAAACGUAAAUGUGUCGUCUAAUCAAUGUUCUGGCUAUGAAUCUGGUGAACAAGACAAUAUUGGAAAGGAAAUCAGUGACAACCCAUCAAACAGUCAUGAAGGAAUGAUGUGUCCUGGAAAUGCUUCUGAACUUCUAGAAGACCCAGAAGAAGGCCAGUGGAAUUUGGAGGUCCCCUUAUAUAAAACAACUCAUGAGAAGAGACACGCUCGUGUUCUCAGUGUGGAUAGUGGGACAGAUGUGUUUUUAAAUAAGAACUCAUCAGAGACUGUUAGUGGAAAAGAAAAACUUUUGCCCACCUCAAAAUCUGACCUGGAAGCUAAAGAAGGGCAGAUACCAAAUGAAUCAAAUUUCUUAGAAUUUGUUUCGCUGCUGGAAUCCAUCAACACUUCAAAGCCAACAGCACCAGAUUUGAAAGCAGAGCCUGCAAAAGAUAAAGGGCUAGCUGGAGAUGGCUUUCUAAGAGAGAAAAGAGAGGGUGCAUUGACAACAGGAAAAAAUGAAAAUCAUGGUUCCUGUAAACAGGAGAAAACCGAGAUGGAAACUCAGGAUUGUACUAACGUUAAUCCAGUGAUGCCAGAACCAAUAAAGUUCACUGCCCAUUACCAGAGCACCAGACAACGACAGAUCAUUUAUCGGGUAACUUCACAGCCAGACAGUUCCCUCUUGCAAGUCAUAAGUGGCCCUGAAGCAUCGGUGCAAGAAGAGAUGUCAGUGGAUACAAUGCACAUCUAUUCCUUCAUAGAUGGAAAAGGAGAAAUGAGGUCCUUGUACUUAAGGAGUCAAGCAGAAGGAAAUAUUGAAAAUUCACCCAUCUAUGAUUGCAUCUCCAAUACUCAUGAAAUCCAUUUCAGCUCCUCUAGUACAACUACCUCAGAGAUCCAAGAAGCAUCUACUGGAGAUCAUGGACCAAGGGCACGGCAACAACAGUUCUUACUGAUGCUGGCACGCGGAGCUCUUUCUGAAACCCACCGGCAUUUUAGCGAAGACCUUGAGGAUUCUUCAUGCUCAUCAGCUCAAAGAAAAAUUAAUAGACAGUUUUACAAAUUUAUUGUUUUUCCUGGCAAAUGGAUAAAAAUCUGGUACGAUCGACUUACCUUGUUGGCACUGCUGGACAGGACAGAAGAUGUCAAGGAGAAUGCUUUGGCAGUUCUUCUAGUAAUCCUUGUUUCUUUUCUUGGCUUUCUAAUCAUGAACCAAGGUUUUUGUAAAGACAUUUGGGUGCUCCUGUUCUGUCUUAUCAUGGCAAGCUGUCAGUACUCUCUUCUAAAGAGUGUUCAGCCUGAUCCUGCCUCACCUAUACAUGGCCACAACCAGGUGAUAAUAUACAGCAGGCCUAUAUAUUUUAGCAUAUUGUGUGGCCUUAUUCUAUUACUAGAUGCAGGAUCUAAAACCAGAAAUUCCUUCAUGUAUACUGUUUAUGACCUGAAGAUAUCACCUGAAACAUUUCAGGUAAUCAGGGACUAUGUAAUAGGAUUUUUAUACUGCUUUCCUGUGAUUUCUCUUCUUGGUCUUUUCCCACAAAUCAACACAUUCUGUAUAUAUAUCCUUGAACAGAUAGAUAUACUGGCAUUUGGUGGUUCUGCUGUUGUGGGAAUGUACUCUUCACUCUACAGUAUUUCUCGAAGCUUUAUUGCUGUAAUUAUCCUGUACACAUUCUGCUUCAAUGCAGUUAAGGAACCAUGGGAUGCUGAACACAUUCCCGCACUGUUCUCUGCCUUUUGUGGGCUUUUAGUGGCACUUUCUUAUCAUUUGAGCAGGCAGAGCAGUGAUCCAUCCGUCUUAGUGUCUCUUAUUCACUGUAAAUAUUUUCCACACCUUGUAAAGCAACAUUUUGAAGAGCCACGAGUUGAUCCACUUCCUGAGAAGAUGAGAGAAUCAGUGAGAGAAACCUUGAGAUCAGAUCUCGUUGUGUGCUGUGUGGCUGCUGUGCUAUCCUUUGCAGUCAGUGCCAGUACCGUUUUCUUGUCAUUAGGGGAAUUACUCAGCCUGGUGCUUUUCAUUUUUGCGUGGACUGUGGGAUUCAUAACACACUACAUCAUUCCUCAACUUCGCAAACAUCAUCCAUGGAUGUGGAUAUCCCACCCUAUCCUUAAAAAUAAGGAAUAUCAGCAAAGAGAAGUAAGAGCUGCUGCUCAUUUAAUGUGGUUUGAGAGACUGUAUGUGUGGCUUCAGUGUUUUGAAAAGUACAUCUUGUAUCCUGCAAUAAUACUGAACUCCCUCACCAAUGAUGCUUUUUUAAUCAGCAAAAACAAGAUGAUAACCUCAUACUGUGAUAUCUUUCUAAUUACAAUUGCGGGAAUGAAGCUACUGCGGUCUUCAUUUUGCAAUCCCAUUCACCAGUUUGUUACAUUAAGCUUCACGUUCAUCUUCUUCAAGUUUGAUUGCAAAGGUUUCUCCGACAACUUCUUAUUCAAUUUCUUCAUUAUGUCAAUUGUAUUUAAUAAGCUGUGGGAUCUACUACAGAAAUUACAGUUCAUAAUGACUUAUAUUGCUCCUUGGCAAAUAGCCUGGGGCUCAUCUUUCCAUGUGUUUGCUCAGCUCUUUGCAAUACCUCAUUCUGCAAUGCUUUUCUGUCAGACUCUGGCCACUGCAAUGUUUUCUACUCCCUUGAGUCCAUUUUUAGGGAGUGUCAUAUUUCUCACAUCAUACGCCAGACCAGUCAAGUUCUGGGAAAGAAAUUACAACACAAAAAGAGCAGACCAUUCCAACACAAGAUUGGUACUCCAGAUUGAAAAGGAUGCAGGAAAUGAUGAUAACCUUAACUCCAUCUUUUACGAGCACCUAACAAGAUCUCUGCAGGAGACCCUUUGUGGAGAUUUGAUUCUUGGACGCUGGGGAAACUACAGUUCCGGGGACUGCUUUAUUUUGGCAUCUGAUUACUUAAAUGCUUUUGUUCAUUUGAUAGAAAUUGGAAAUGGUCUUGUCACAUUCCAACUCAGGGGGCUAGAAUUUCGAGGGACUUACUGCCAGCAAAGGGAAGUGGAGGCUAUAACAGAAGGAGAUGAGGACAAUGAAAACUGCUGCUGCUGUAAACCAGGCCACUUCCCUCAUUUGCUCUCAUGCAACGCAGCUUUCAACCUUCGAUGGUUGACUUGGGAAAUAACACGGACUCAGUACAUUCUAGAAGGGUACAAUAUUAUUGACAAUAGUGCAGCCACCAUGCUCCAAGUGUUUGACCUGCGAAGGAUACUCAUUAGAUAUUACAUAAAGAGCAUUAUAUAUUUUACUGCAAGCUCCCCCAAAAUCCUGUCCUGGCUAAGAGAUGAAUCAUUCCAGAAGACACUACAGCCAUUCUCCAAAUGGCAUUAUAUUGAGCGUGACCUUGCCAUGUUCAGCAUUAACAUUGAUGAUGAUUAUGUCCCUUGCCUUCAAGGAAUCACCAGAGCAAGUUUCUGUAGUGUUUACUUAGAUUGGAUUCAGUUCUGCGCUGGGAAAAGAGUGGAGCCUUUGGAGUGUGAUGAAGAUUCUCCUUUAGUAACCCUUUCCUUUGCAUUGUGCAUUCUUGGUAGAAGAGCUUUGGGAACAGCAUCACAUAAUAUGGCCAUCAGCACAGGAGUACAUAACGGAAUUCUUGAAUUUCUGAAUUUUCCCUUUCCAUUUAUUAUCAAUAUAAAAACCUUUUUGACUGAAACAAAGUCUCUGAGUGAAUUGAUGCAACUGAAGAUAUAUGAAUAUAACCAAGAUUCUUGUGGUAUUAAAGUUAACAAGGAAUGUGUCAGAGGGCUCUGGGCUGGACAACAACAGGAACUGAUUUUUUUUCGCAAUCGUAACCCAGAACGAGGCAGCAUCCAAAACAAUAAACAGGUGUUGAGGAACCUGAUUAACUCUUCAUGCGACCAGCCUCUGGGAUACCCCAUGUAUGUUUCUCCUUUGACAACAUCCUAUAUAGGGACUCACACUCAGCUGAAAAAUCUCUGGGGUGGACCGAUAAGUCUCGACAACAUCAAAAGAUGGUUCAGAAACAAAUGGCUUAGAAUGCAGAAGGAUUGUAACCCAAACCACAGUAGAGGAAGCUGUGAGGAAGGGGCCAGCAGGAAUGGAUCUUCCAACAGUAAUCCAGCUAAUAAUUCAAGCCAGAGCAGCAGCUCCCAGCAUACAAGGAACAGCACACCCCGACUGCACCCUUCCCUUCGGAUUGCUCAGUUCUCAGGCAGGAGAAAAUUCAGGAGCCAGUCUGCUCAGACGCAUGCUGCUUUAAAUCAAAGGCCCCCUCGCUCAAGUCAUUCUGGUCCAAUCUUAGAGAGUCAUCCCCCCUUCAUCCAGACUUCCACUUCGGCUCAUGAAAUUGCCCCAAGACUUUCUGACAGCCAGCUCUCUUUCCACAAUUCAGCAACCUCUGUGUUCUCCCCAACCGCUGCCAUCCCUAUCUUGGGCCAACUAACGGUGCAGGAGCAAGCCGGCGCUGUGAUCAGGUCUAGUCUGGCCUCUUCCACCAGCUCCACUCUCAGCCUCUUGUUUGGUAAAAGAAGUUUUUCAAGUGCGCUGGUCAUUUCUGGCCUCUCUGCAGCUGAAGGAGGAAACACUACAGAUACCCAAUCAUCCAGUAGUGUUAACAUUGCAAUUGGGCCAUCCGCUAGAGCAGCAAACCGUAACAAGCAGGAGGCUGUACGGCAAUUGUCUGAUGAUUAUGAAGCAACUGAUACGGCUGAAUCCAGACAGCAAAGGGACCUCAGAACUACUCACGCUUUCCUGAUAAGCCAUAUGAUGGAAUGCAGAAGGGCCAGCCAGGAAGACAUGGCUCUAGAAGAUUCUGCUUCUCAACACAGCCUUUCCGAAGAGUAA